Mesoplodon densirostris (Blainville's beaked whale) is the source of this 879-nucleotide messenger RNA. RefSeq names its product leucine rich repeat containing 10B (gene LRRC10B). The transcript has a single exon. Lineage: Eukaryota; Metazoa; Chordata; Mammalia; Artiodactyla; Ziphiidae. The coding region runs from base 1 to 879 and encodes 292 amino acids. Gene Ontology annotation, molecular function: protein binding. The record is from RefSeq and is a predicted model, not a curated record.
AUGGGCAUAGCCGAGUCCACGCAGGACGAGCUGCCAUCGGACGCGGAGGAGCAACUGCGCAAUGGCGAGCAGCAGUUGGAGCUGAGCGGGAGGCGGCUGCGGCGGCUGCCCAGCGCCGUGUUCGCGCUGAGCCGCCUGCAGAAGCUGUACGUGAGCGGCACGGGGCUGCGCGAGCUGCCCGAUGAGAUCGAGGAGCUGCGCGAGCUGCGCAUCCUGGCGCUCGACUUCAACAAACUCGAGCGCCUGCCCGACGGUCUGUGUCGCCUGCCGCGCCUCACGCGCCUCUACCUGGGCAGCAACCGGCUGCCGGCACUGCCCGCCGACUUCGCGCAGCUGCAGAGCCUGCGCUGCCUCUGGAUCGAGGGCAACUUCCUGCGGCGUUUCCCGCGGCCGCUGCUGCGCUUGGUGGCGCUGCAGUCGCUGCAGAUGGGCGACAACCGGUUGCGUGCGCUGCCCGCGGAGCUGCCGCGCAUGACGGGCCUGCGCGGCCUCUGGCUCUACGGCAACCGUUUCGAGGAGUUCCCGCCCGCAUUGCUGCGCAUGGGCCGCCUGCACAUCCUCGACCUAGACCGCAACCGCCUGGGCGGCUUCCCCGACCUGCACCCGCUGCGCGCCCUGCGCGUUUUCUCCUACGACCACAACCCGGUCACUGGGCCCCCCCGCGUCGCCGACACGGUCUUCCUUGUGGGCGAGGGCGCCGUCGAGCGCAUGGCCGAGCGCGACGAACCCACGGCCCGGCCGCCGCCCCGGCGCCCAGCGCGGGCCUUUGAGGAUGAGGAGGAAGAAGACCUGCUCAUAGGGGGCGGGAGCUCCCGGGCUCUGGGGCCCCCCGUGGACAGCCUCUGCGCCCUGGAAGCAGCUCCAGGACUGGGCACCUGA